UUUUGAAGUAACACGGCCGGAAAUUACGGUUAUUUUCCCGAAACUUGUCUUCCUGGUUAAAAGUCGCAAACGUAUUGAGUCAAGAAGAUGGAAAAAUAAACAACAACAUUGGCGUUUUCACUCGCUUUUGCUGCGGCAGGACACCGGCUCACCUGUCGUGGUUGCCAUGGCGACGGCAUUGCUGCGGGUGGCGGUGAUUGGCGCGGGGGCAGCGGGUCUGUGCGCGGCCCGACACGUGCUGUCCAGACCGGACCGGUUCGCACCGCCGGUCGUCUUCGAGCUGGCCGCCGAUGUGGGUGGAACUUGGUGCUACCAGGAGCGGGUAGGACCAGAUGUGCGAUGCAGCAUGUACAAGAACCUCAGGACCAACCUCCCCAAAGAGGUGAUGAUGUUCCCGGACUUCCCCUUCGAUCAGGAGCUCAGCAGCUUCCUGACGCACCAGGAAGUGCAGCGCUACCUGGAGGACUACUGUCGCCACUACAACAUCUUCCCCCACAUCAGUUUCCAUAGCACAGUGGAGGAGGUGAAACCCGUCGUCGUGACAACGGACAGCGACAAGGAGAUGACCCUAACCACCUGGGAGGUGACGGCACGCGAUGGCUCAGGAUGCCGGACCACCGACACCUUUGACGCGGUCUUCGUGUGUUCGGGGCAUUACUCGGAGCCCAACAUCCCCACGUUACCCGGCAUCGAGAACUUCAAAGGACAGGUUCUCCACAGUCACGCAUACAGGAGCGCAGAACCCUUCUCGUCUCGCUCUGUGGUGGUCCUGGGAGCCAAGGCAUCCGGCAUAGACAUCUCCUUGGAGUUGGUCAAAGUGGGUGCCCAGGUGACGCUGAGUCACCGCGGUCGUCCUUUGAGCACCUGUCUUCCGCCUGAGAUCCGCCAGUCGAGUCCGCCCGCGGCGGUCGAGGACGAUGGCAGAAUUCGCUUCCAGGACGGCUCGGUGCACAGUGCCGACGUGAUGCUGUUCUGCACGGGGUACAAGUUCAGCUUUCCUUUCCUGGACAGCGCUCAGCUGGGCAUGGAGAUCGACGACCAGUUGGUGGCGCCGUUGUACCGCUUCAUGAUGCUGCCCACCUUCCCCUCACUAUUCUUCGUCGGACUCUGCAAGCUCAUCUGCCCCUUCCCUAACUUCCAUUGCCAGGUCCAGUUCGCCCUGGCCGUGCUGUCCGGCUCAGUGUCGCUGCCCUCCCGAGCUCAGAUGGCGGCGGAAGCGCGGCAUGGACUGCAGCAGAGGGCGGACGGCGGCGUGGCCCGGCACCACCUACUGGUGUUGGGCGCGGACCAGUGGGAGUACCUCGCCACGCUGGCUAACGACGCCGGCUUCUCGCCGCCGCCUCCGGUGGUGCGCAGCCUGUACGAGGAGGUGUGGCGGCAGCGGCGGCUUCACCCGGACAACUACCGCAAGCACAACUACCGGUUGCUUAGCGACACCCAGUGGCAGGUGCUGGACACUGCAAGUUCACCGACGUGACGCCACAUUGACUCAGUCAUCAGCACCUUGUUGUUGUUGUGACUUUCGGCUUGUCCCAAGGUAGUAAUUACACAUUUAUUCCUUUAUAUUAACUUGAAUGAUGUUUUAUUAUGUUUGUACACAAUGCAGUGCUAUUUGUCUUUAUUAAACACAAGAGAUGUCUGAGUACCAAUACCAGACAUCGGCAUGGUAGAUUGCAAACACAUAACUUUGCCUAAUAGUCUACUAGCUUAAUGCCAACACACGAUGUGAAACUCCAUAGACAUGCUAACAAAUAGCAUCAAUGUGACAGUGUUAUAAUGC
Phyllopteryx taeniolatus (common seadragon) is the source of this 1780-nucleotide messenger RNA. RefSeq lists its product as uncharacterized. The record is from RefSeq and is a predicted model, not a curated record. NCBI's taxonomy places the organism in Eukaryota, Metazoa, Chordata, Actinopteri, Syngnathiformes, Syngnathidae. Bases 167 to 1477 code for a protein of 436 amino acids. Gene Ontology annotation, molecular function: N,N-dimethylaniline monooxygenase activity; NADP binding; flavin adenine dinucleotide binding. The transcript is spliced from 9 exons.